Molecule: messenger RNA, 1014 nt
Organism: Rhodofomes roseus
Lineage: Eukaryota; Fungi; Basidiomycota; Agaricomycetes; Polyporales; Fomitopsidaceae
Exons: 3
Coding region: 1-1014 (337 amino acids)
Source: RefSeq, a predicted model, not a curated record
AUGGCGAGCAUUCUCUUCUCCCUCCAGCGAGGAUGCAGACCCGGACUUGCGCAUGCAUUCGCUCGUAGAGCAUGUAUGCGGCGGGAGAUUCACCAGACUCCCAUAGCCUUCAAGAAGCAAAAGGCACACAUCCCGGAACAGGGUGACCUUUUCGGUGGUUCUCAGGAGGGCGAGUCUUCGGAGGACCUCUUCUCGCCAAGCAAGGAUGUAGCGGAAGAGGUUGUUGCAAUACCUUCCGCUCCGCUCGAGGCUGUCACGCCUUCGCGUACGAUGGACCCGGAGGAACGCCGAAAACGCUUCAACGAUCUGCUGAAGUUCGUGGCACUGAGGAUAGGCCGCCAACCAAAGGAGAUACUACCUCCGGUACGCAAUACGGCGUGGCAACACCUGUUUGCGCUCGCGACGACGAAGGAGCAGAUGGCGGCGGUCGUCCAGCUGUUCCCAAAGUGGAGAGACUCGAAGCCGAGGCGUACGUUCACUGUAAAUAACGCAGAGCAGUUUGUUUACCGCUGCGAGCAACUGAAGUGCCCCGACCUCGCCCUCCAAGUUUUCGCUGACCACCCAAAAUAUGGCUUCGACCUCGCCUCGCCCCGCGCCGCCCGAAAGCUCCUGCAUGCUCUGCACGAAGAGUACCCCCUGCAGGCCACCAUCACCCUCGCCGCGCUCUUCGGCGUGUAUAAGCUCCCGCCCAUCUCUUCUGACCUCGUUACUUGCGCGAUGUUCACCGCCGCGUGCUUAAAACACCGUACAUCACAAUCGCUCACUGUCGCACGCGAGAUGGUCCCUCAGUUGAAGGAGCUCCUGACGAACACCGACCCGAAGGAGAUGGAGGUCCCGAAGGACGCGCGGGAAUAUAUGAAGGGGGAGACAAAUGAGAAGCGCUGGGUUGCGCGUAGUUUGGCUGCCGUGGAGCAGGCGCUGGGCAAGGAGAAGGCGCUGGGCAAGAAGGGCGACUACAGUUGGCUCAGUCAGUGGCGGCAAGAAAGCGGGCACGCAGAGGCCGUGUCACCAUGA